AUUCGAUAGAUGACAACAAACUCCGCCUACGCCGGCAAAAAUCUGCGACACCGCCACGAAAAUUUUACAAACUCAAAUAACUUUAGAUAUAUACAAAUUAAAUUAUUAGCUAAUCAUGUUCGAGACACUGUACAACCUGCCCUUCCACAUCCUGGUGCCGCCGAACAUCAAGGUCCGCAAGUUUAGCAUUCCAAUGCCCUCACCGAUGGCCGUUUUCAGUGUGAUUUUGUUUUCCUAUUUUCUGGUGACAGGCGGUAUUAUUUACGAUGUGAUUGUGGAGCCGCCAAGUCUGGGAGCCACCGUGGACGAGCACGGACACUCGCGUCCAGUGGCCUUUAUGCCCUACCGCGUGAAUGGGCAGUACAUCAUGGAGGGUCUGGCCAGCAGCUUCCUGUUCACCGUCGGCGGUCUGGGAUUCAUCAUCAUGGACCAAACCCAUGCGCCGGGAAAGACGAACCUCAACCGCCUGCUGCUCACCGCCAUGGGAUUCAUUUUCAUCCUGGUCUCCUUCUUCACCACCUGGCUGUUCAUGCGCAUGAAGCUGCCCAGCUACCUGCAGCCCUAGAAUCUCUACUAAAAGCUGCUUGAUCAACGCCCUCUUAGUAUUCUCUUACAGUCGAAUAUCUAUAAAUCGAACCGCAUUCAGUUCAUUUACUAUAAAAUGUCACUAUUCCAAUGCUGUCGCAUAAACAAUGCAUUUGUACAACAAAUCUGAAUAAUUAA
Messenger RNA from Drosophila yakuba, 723 nucleotides. Its product is annotated as putative oligosaccharyltransferase complex subunit CG9662. Lineage: Eukaryota; Metazoa; Arthropoda; Insecta; Diptera; Drosophilidae. The transcript is spliced from 2 exons. Gene Ontology annotation, cellular component: oligosaccharyltransferase complex. Bases 116 to 565 code for a protein of 149 amino acids. The record is from RefSeq and is a predicted model, not a curated record.